AUGGCAUUGAAAACAAUCAUCUCGGUGAAGAAAAUCAUCAGUUCGGUUCUAAUGAUUCAUAGACUCUUCAUAACGAGGAAAAUCAAUCGAAAACACAAGGUUGAAGAUAGCUGGAUACCUCCCCUAGGUUCAGUUUUUAAAGAUAUCAAAGAUGCUAUUAAGUGGUAUAAAGGAUAUGCAUUAAGAUCUGGUUUUGAUAUUAAAAAAUCAAAAGAGAGGAAAAAAAGUGGAAUCACAACUUCUAAAUAUUUUAUAUGUAAUAGAGGGAGAUUGCCAAACACUUCUACCUUAGACACGACUAGUGAUGAUCAUAAAAAGCAGUUGAGAAAUAGUAAUUCUAAGCUCACAAAUUGCAAAGAUUUUGUUGCAUUCAUUGUUAUACCACAUUCUUCAGAAUUUUACCUGUGGCAUUUUGAACAACAGCACAACCACAAAUUGAUCAAUCAAGAUUGUAUGCAUCUUUUAAGAGCUAAACGCCAGUUGUAUGUUGUUGAUCAAGCUUUUAUAUAUAAGCUUUCGAGUGAAAAGGUGGGGGCAACUACAACAUAUAGGCUAAUGUGCGUUAUAAAAGGAGGAUGUGAAUUUGUUGGUGGACUAGAGAUAGAUUGGAAAAAUUUUACAAGGGAUAUAAAUUAUCACAUCGGCGGCACUAAUGCAAAUUUGUUGAUUACAAAGUUUCAAAAUCGUAAAGAGAAUGUUACAAAUUUGACAUAUGAAUACAGAUGUAACAAGAAGCAGUUAAAUGCUCUAUUUUGGGCUGAUGACACUACAAAACCAAACUUUGAGUUAUUUGGGGACGUUGUUUCGUUUGACGCAACAUAUCGUACAAACAAGUAUUUAUUCUAG
Molecule: messenger RNA, 846 nt
Organism: Lactuca saligna
Lineage: Eukaryota; Viridiplantae; Streptophyta; Magnoliopsida; Asterales; Asteraceae
Source: the annotation of a GenBank genome assembly